AUUAUCACUUAGAUCAGGUCAAAAAAUUUUAGGGUUUAGAACGACAGCCAAAUAAAGCUCAAACAAAAGAGUGCAGCCUAAUUUCUUUAGCCGACUCUCUCUCUGUGUUCGCCUUAGUUCUUUGGCUCAAUUUCCGGAUACCCCUUCGGCGAAUAUCGAAUCAGGUUGACGCUUUCACUUUGAAACGGUGUGUCUCGAAUCGAGUAUUUACUGUUUCUUUGGCAUGUUUUUUGUGUUGAUGGUCUAGCAUGUCUAACGAUCUAGCAUCAGAAUCGCUGUCUAUGCCAAGCAACCAAAUGGGUCAGCUGGAACCCAUUUCAAACAAAUUGGAGUCAUCCAUUCAAAUGGGAUUAAUGGGAUCAGGUACCGGUGGUUCACUACAGCAGGUGUCAGUGACAAACAUGCAAUUCGGACCAGUGGCACCUGGUUACAGUGUUUCUGCAUCACAACAAAAGCCUGUUUCAAAUAUGCAAAUGGGGAUGUUGCUGCCUAUGUCGAACAAUCCUGGGUCUGAGAUAUUGCCAGUGUCAAACCAACAGACUUUUCAAAUGGAACCCCAAGCAUAUAAUCUGGUGCAACAGCAGUUUUUUCUACCAGACAAGCAAAUGGGCGGGCUUGGAACAAUGUCAAAUAGUUUGGCUUCACAGCAGUUUUCAUCAUUGAACAAGAGAAAAGCGCCAAUGGAGCCGGUGUCCAACAAUUCUCUGUCACCGAAGCCAUUAAUGUCUAAUAAGCGGGUGGCACAACCGGAGCAUAGGCCAUGGUUGCAGCAAACAUCUGGACCUGAUAGAAGAGUUGUACAGCAGAUGCAAUUCAUGCCUAACUCUCCAGGAUCACAGAAUUCACCAACUCUAAACAAGAAAGUAGUACCGAAGGAGUCUGCUACUAGUAAACCUGGGCCACGAAAGCAAUCCAUCCCAAAAAGUCAGAAUACACCUUUACAACCAUCGUCAAAGUUGAGAACUGAGUCAUUUGAAUCUGUGAGGUCGAAGAUGAGGGAAUCAUUAGCAUCUGCACUGGCCUUGGUUUCUCAGCUGCAAGAUAAAUCACUGAAGGAAGAAAAGAAUGGUCAGAAUGAAGCUGAAAAUAUCCUGAGAAAGACGGAAGAGAAUUCUCAAACUGCUGGAUCUUCACCUACCGCUUCAUGUGCUGUUGAGCCUGUAUCUGAAGAGCGCAAGGAAACAUUACCUUCUCAAGAAGGUUCCUCUGCUCCUCUGUGCUUUGAUAACCAAAAUGCAUCUCAGGGGUACUUUGCUAAUGAAAACAUCACUAAUAGUUCACAGAUGUCAAAAUCCAACGGGCAAGAAUUUCAAUAUGGUAAUUUUUUGCCUGAUGAGGAUGUUCCAUUUAGUGACAACUUUUUUGCCAGAGAUGAACUUUUGCAGGGAAAUGGGCUCUCUUGGGUUUUGGAACCAAUAGAGGUUUCAGUAAAGAAGGAGGUUCCAGCUGCAGUAAAGCAAGAAUCAGGAAAUGAGCAAGUAGGUGGAGAUAGAUAUGGGGGACAACGACAGUCAGAUCAAUCUCCCCAAAUUUUGGCUUCUAAAAUUGAAGCUGAACUUUUUAAACUAUUUGGAGGUGUGAAUAAGAAGUAUAAAGAGAAGGGCAGAUCUCUUUUAUUCAAUUUAAAGGAUCCUAAUAAUCCUGACCUGAGGGAAAAAGUUAUGUCUGGAGAGAUUCCCCCGGAACGCUUAUGUGCUAUGUCAGCGGAGGAACUUGCCUCAAAGGAGCUUUCAGAAUGGCGGAUGGCAAAAGCAGAAGAGUUUGCCCAAAUGGUUUUUUUGCCUGAUGAAGAUGAUACUAGGCGGUUGGUGAAGAAAACACAUAAGGGUGAGGUCCAAGUCGAAGUUGAACAAGUUGAUGCUGCUUCUGCAGAUGUAUCUGUUGGGGCGAGCUCACUUGCUCAAGUUUUGUCAAAAGCCAAAAAGAAAGAAGUCUCUUCUCCUUCUAAAGCUGUUGGAAUGAAGGAUGGAUCAAAUACAGCAGCAGCUGACAAAAAGAGUAAUCUUGAAGACCAGGAACGUCCAUGCUCUGUUGCUAGUCCAUCAAAUGAGGGGACUGAUUUGAUGGAAGGGCUUAUGGUGGAUAAUGAAUUGAAGGAUGCUGAAUUUCUUCCUCCAAUCGUCUCUCUUGAUGAAUUUAUGGAAUCACUGAACACGGAACCACCAUUUGAAAAUUUACCAGUGGAUGCUGAGAAACCUGCAGGCACAUCGGACAAGGAUGACUCAGAAGUUGGUUCUGAAUCAAAGUCUCCUGUUCAAACUCCAGCAGAUCCUGUUGAUACUAGACCAGCUAAACCUGACAAUGUUGAUUUAAAAAGCAGAGAAUCAGAGGCUGAUGCAAAGCCUAGUGACAGCCCUGUAAAAUCAGAAACUGCACCUUCUACUUUUGUACCCAAGGGUGAGCUUGUGUGGGAUGGCUUACUUCAGCUGAAUAUAUCAGCCAUGGCCUCAGUCAUAGGCAUCUAUAAAAGUGGUGAAAAAACUUCUGGCAAGGGGUGGGCUAACUUCCUUGAGAUCAAGGGGAGAGUUAGACUUGAAGCAUUUGAGAAAUUCCUCCAAGAGCUUCCAAUGUCACGGAGUCGGGCAGUAAUGAUCCUUCACUUAGUUGAGAAGGAAGCUUCCCGGAAAGGCGAACAUGCAAGUCUCUCUGAGGUGGCUGAUUCGUAUGUUUUAGAUGGGAGAGUGGGUUUUGCUGAGCCUGCCCCUGGAAUUGAACUUUAUUUUUGUCCACCCCACAUUAAAACACGUGAAAUGGUCAGCAAAAUCCUCCCUAACGACCAACUUGAGGCAAUUAAUGCUAUUGAUAAUGGUCUAAUUGGUGUUGUUGUAUGGAGAAAAGCACAAUUAACUUCAACAAUAUCACCCAACUCUGCUUCACACCAUAAGCACCCCUCUAAGAAACACUUCAGUUCUAGGAGACACCAAGAUAAGAAUACAAAUAUGAAUGUGAAUAUCACUCCAAGUCCAAAACCUUCUUCUAUGUCUCAGGCUAGACCACCCUCUGUCUAUGCUAAAUCCUCCAAUGAUGAUGAUGACGAUGAUGAUGAUGUUCCUCCUGGUUUUGGCCCUCCGUCUGGCCGUGACGAUGAUGACCUUCCUGAGUUUAAUUUUUCUGGUGGUUCUGCCCCAAAACCCUCUCGGUGUGUUGGAAUGACACAUUUUCACCCACAUACCCAGACCCCAUCACGUCCUGUAGAUCAAAUGAGGGAACUUAUUCAAAAAUAUGGACAACCCCAAGGUUCUCCCACUGUAGACAGAAGAGGUGUUGGGGUUGGAAUUCAGGCAUGGAAUAAUGACGACGAUGAUGACAUUCCAGAGUGGCAGCCACAGGCUCCACAAAACCAGCCUACUCACCACCCAGUACAUGCCUAUCAGCGAACCAACAUGGAUAAUCAACAACUACAUUAUGGAUCACCGCAAUUGCAUUCUCACCAACAAUACCGUCAGCCAAAUGUGCCCCAAAUGAAUGUAAUGCAAUCUCAACAAAAUGCUUCCCAUUUAUGGGCGCAUGGUCAAUUUGCGGUUCCGCCACCAGCGGCCCAGCCUAGUGGAGUGCAAUUAUAUGGAGCCGGCCAGCCUGGGCUGUCCUGGCGGCAAGAUGCUCCCAAGAGUAGGGGCUUUUGAAUAAUUUCUUGUGUAAAUUUUAAUUUUGUAACCGCUAGUUGUGGAAAUGUAGUCUCUUUAGUUUUAUAGCUAAA
Pistacia vera is the source of this 3697-nucleotide messenger RNA. RefSeq lists its product as uncharacterized. The record is from RefSeq and is a predicted model, not a curated record. The transcript is spliced from 5 exons. NCBI's taxonomy places the organism in Eukaryota, Viridiplantae, Streptophyta, Magnoliopsida, Sapindales, Anacardiaceae. Gene Ontology annotation, biological process: DNA-templated transcription. Gene Ontology annotation, cellular component: nucleus. The coding region runs from base 249 to 3623 and encodes 1124 amino acids.